GUUCGUUUUCUUUGUGUGUUUUUUGUUCUGUUCUGUUUGAGCUCGUUUCUCCAGCUCGAACGCAGCAAAUGCCCCUGCAGGAGGGGACCGCUGGAUGGAACGGCAGCAGAGACGGAAUCAGUGGCAGGGAGCAACCCGCCAAUCACGCCAAUCUCGUUCCUCGCAUGACCGCGACGACCGCGACGACCGCGACGACCGCCGUUGCAGCAGCAACAGCAGCAGCAGCAGUAGAUUGUCACAGCAGCAGCGAUGGUAGUGCACUGGCACAUCCACUGCUGGGCACUGCUGCGGCCGGCACGCUCGGGCCCUGGCUCGCCUACAAUCUCGCCGCCGCUGCCGCUGUUCCGCAGGGGUUGCCGCUCUCCCACGCCGCUGUUGUGGCCGCCCUGCGCGCUGCUGCUGCAUCUGCCUCUGCCGCUGGUACUACCACGACUGCCACGCAUGCUACCCAUUCUCUGACGACGACCACUACUACAACGACUCCGACGACUGCGAAUAUUCCCGUUGGCUCGGGGUCGACGCGAGCUGCAACCCAAACCGCCGAUCGUCGACACUCCGUCCCUCCGCCGCCGCCGCCGCCGCCGGUGGUGGUGGAAUCACCGCUCUUCUCGUACUUGGCAACCGGAUCCGGUGCAAUGGCUCAGCAACCAAGGCAAUUAGUUACACUGCCGCCGCCCGUGCAAGCGGCACAAAACGCUCAGGCCACCACCUCCGUCCAAACGCCGCUACUACUGUCAGAGGCACCCUUGCUGUCAAUCAUGGACGCGAGCCGUUUGCCAGGAUUGCCGUGGGCUGCGAAAAAUUCAGCUCCAACACGGAUACACAAUCCCAGCAAAGCAAGCAUGCGUGCCAAGCGACAUGCUGCCCGCGAUCUGGCGCUGACGCCGCCCGCUGCUGCGCAUCGACAUUCGCGUCCAGGGGCUGUCGACACUGCAAUGCGCAGCUUUCGCUUGAAAAAGUCGUCCGAGCAAGUCAGAGUCCUAGAAGCCUUCUUUCGAGAGUUUCCAAAGCCGCGCAAGUACCAGGUGAUUGCUCUCUGCAACGACACGGGUUUGCUGCACACAGAGGUACGAAACUGGUUUCGCAACCGACGACUCAAAGAUGCCAAGCUGCGGCAUCUCGGCACACACCCAGAGCCUCAUAGCCAGCCCCAGAGCGGCGCCAGUGACAAUCCCACCCACCUGAUGGCUGGCGAUGCCCAAGGUGCUGCCCAAGGUGCUGCCUUGCUACCAUCAGAUCCAUCCUCACUGCCAGAACGACUUUCCAGCGCUCCAGUCCAAACAACACCGUCGCAUGCCUUUGGAAGCGCGAUGGCUGGCUGCGUCGCACAAGGCUCCUCUGCCUCGUCUGUUGCCGCGCCUGCUGGUGCGGACGAGUUUGAUGACGACGAUUUGGAGGAGUUUGCCAAAUUUGCCGACCACCCAGACUCGGAUUUCGGCCAAUUUUCGCAGUACGGCACGCUGACGAACAGUGCUCGGAACGACAACGAGCUGUACGACUACGACGAAGAGGCGGCGCAAGAUGACGACGACGACGACAACGACGACAACGACGACGAUGACGAGCAAGAAGAAGAUGCUGAGGAUGCUGAAGAUGAUUCCGAUGAGGAUGAGGACGAGGACGAUGACAGUGGUCAAAACCACCUCGCUGAUGCUGCAACCAAAGCGUUCUCCAAGCACCGCUCGUCGAUUUCUUCCUCAUCUACUUGUUCCUCUACGUCCGUUGGCCCAGUGGCAUCUCGAUUGGCCGCCAUCGCCACCAAGCAGCGCUUGUGUGACAUCCCUGGCUUUGGUCGCAAACGGUCGGCCUUUGUCAGCGCCGCGCUUGAGUUUCCUGCUGGGAGCAAGCCCCGACUGUCCAUGCUCAAACACCUGGUGCGGGGCCUCGACAAGCGUGACAAAAUGUUCCUGGCAGAGCUGAUUGCGCCUCCCCGAAGAAGAAUGCAAGGUUUGUCGUCGGAGUCGAACAUUUCCAUCAUAGCCACGCAAGGCUGGUCCGACCUCGAGCAACGCUUUGUACCCAGUCACAAUUCUUUGUCGGCGCAGCCUAAACCAGCAUCCAGCAGUGAAGCACGUAGCACGAGUCUCGCUGCCGGCGCGCUCGACCCUGACAUGGUUCAUGGGUUGUGCGCGUUGUUUGCGGGACAUCGAGAUUAUCUGGUCGAGGUUGCUCGGCGACUCGGGGUGGCCUUUGCUCUGUCGAACGCUUCAAGCAGACUGCUGCAGCAGCACACCCAACCAGAAACGCCUACCGGUCAACCAACCGUUACCGGCUCGCACAUUCCCCCCUUCGCUCACAACACAGACACAGUGAGCAGCUUAUUUAUGGCCUCAAGCUUGCCCAGUCCUUCGAGCAUGUCGUUAAUGUGAUUAGCCAGGGCGUGUUUUAGAAUCAUGUUUCCAUCGGAAAA
This is a messenger RNA of Capsaspora owczarzaki ATCC 30864, 2410 nucleotides long. RefSeq lists its product as hypothetical. The record is from RefSeq and is a predicted model, not a curated record. Gene Ontology annotation, molecular function: DNA binding. The transcript has 2 exons. Bases 69 to 2369 code for a protein of 766 amino acids. NCBI's taxonomy places the organism in Eukaryota, Filasterea, Ministeriida, Capsasporidae.